Messenger RNA from Dentiscutata heterogama, 709 nucleotides. The record is from the annotation of a GenBank genome assembly. Lineage: Eukaryota; Fungi; Glomeromycota; Glomeromycetes; Diversisporales; Gigasporaceae.
AAAAGAAGUUUACACCGGUAUAUUAAGAUGUCCACCUUUAACUUUACUGCAGUUUAAACAAAGAAACUUUUCUCUCAGUGAUGAUGAAAUCAAAAAAUUUGUGGAUUGUUUGUUCAAUGGUCAAGCACUUCUUUAUGCAAACAGAGAUAUUCUCCAAUCAACGCUUGGUCUAAGACUUGAGCCAGCUUUAAAUAUUGCGAUAUUUGUGAAAAAUUUAAAUAAUCAAAGCAGGAAUUUAUUAUAUGAAAAUGUAUUAGAAGUUGUUCACCAUCUUAAAAAGCUCAAACAACUUCCAGAGAGUAUGCAAAAUCAUGCUGAAAUAGAGGAAGAGGAUAAUUCAAAGUUUCUAAUAACUGGCACAACAGGUAUCGAAAAUUCUGAAAGCAUUGUUGGAACCUAUAUUAACUUUUAUAAUCUUUUACACAAUCAUCCUGAAACAUGGUAUCUGGUUGAUGGUACAGGUCCUAUGAAAUAUGUUCAGGCAAGAACAGUAGUUUCUGUAUCACCAAAAAGUAUCCAAAGUAAUAAAUUUCAAGAGCUUAUCAAAGAUCCUAUGAUCAGAUUUUGUGUUCCACCAUUGUCAAUAGAAGAAUUGUUAAUUUGCAAAAAAAUAUUUCCUACAGUGCCACAAAAUUUGAUGCUUGAUCUUAUUGAUAGAGUAGGUGGAAUAUCAAGAUACUGUAUGUUCUUAAAUGGCCAGCACGCUUAA